Molecule: messenger RNA, 4210 nt
Organism: Pongo pygmaeus (Bornean orangutan)
Lineage: Eukaryota; Metazoa; Chordata; Mammalia; Primates; Hominidae
Gene: DENND1C
Product: DENN domain containing 1C
Exons: 22
Coding region: 1247-3913 (888 amino acids)
Biological process (GO): endocytic recycling; endocytosis
Cellular component (GO): cytosol; intracellular membrane-bounded organelle
Molecular function (GO): phosphatidylinositol phosphate binding; guanyl-nucleotide exchange factor activity
Source: RefSeq, a predicted model, not a curated record
AUACACAGGCCCCCAGGACCCCUGGGGAGAGGGCCCUGCAGGGACCAUGGAACCCAGAGCUGAGUAAGAGCCACCCCAUCCCUCAUUCUCUGGUACAAGAUUCCCGGGCCAGGCCUGAGUCGGGGCAGAGGGGAGCUGGGGCUGGAGCAGGCCCGGGAGGUGCAGUGACCUGCCGGGGCAGGUGGUUGGAAUCAGAUACUCCGUGGGCCUGUGCUAUGACCUCCACUCUGGGACAGGCCACUCUCAGUCCCCUCCUCUCUGUCCCUCUCUCUCUCUCUCUCUCUCUCUCUAUCCAGCUCCUGUGAUUAUGUCUAUAGCUCUGUGAAUGCAUGUACCCCUCUGAGCUUUGUCCUUGGUAUGUCUGAGUGAUGGCUUCAGGGGGUCCACAGGGCGGAUGAUCAGGGCAGAGGGGAGGCUGGGUGUUGGUAUGAGUGGGUGAUCGUGUGUGACUUGUGUCGGCAUGAGGGUGAAGUGCUGGGGUACCCAUGGCGGGGACUGUGUGUGCGACUGGGCGGGGCAGUGUGUGUGCAGCUGAUUUCCCUCUAGAUCUCCCUGUCUCUCUCCUUGAGCCCAAGGCUGCAUCUUCUGCUUGAUAUGGGGGCAGAGGAGGAAAGCAGAGAUUGCAGGGCUUACGGUAAGUACCUAGGUAUCCUGCCCUCCCUUCUCUGAUGAGACAUGUGGGAUCAGCCACGAGGGUUCUAUGGGGUCUCACACACAGAGACACACAGACAGCCCACAAGGAUCCCACGCAGUUACCCAGCGACGCUCACAGCUGUACAGGAAAAUAUAGAUGUCGUUCACUUGCUCGGGCACACACACUCACAUCUAUACAAGAAAAUAUAGAUGGCAUGGCUAGAUACAAAAAUUAGCAGGGCGUGGUGGCGGGCACCUGUAAUCCCAGCUACAGGGAGGCUGAGGCAGGAGAAUCGCUUGAACCUGUGGGGCAGAGGUUGCAGUGAGCCAAGAUCAUGCCACUGCACUCCAGCCUGGGUGACAAAGCAAAACUCCAUCUCAAAAAAAUAGAUAGAUAGAUAGAUGGAUAGAUAGAUGGAUAGAUAGAUAGAUAGAUAGAUAGAUAGAUAGAUAGAUAGAUAGAUAGAUAGAUAGAUGUCAUUCACUUAGCUUGGGACUGUACAGGCUGUCCUUUAAAUCUGUGCAAUCCCAUGCCACAGAUAUAGGGGACAGUCUCAUCUUUUCAGGCAGACAGCAGACAGGAUCACACACACACUGCCUGCUCACAAAAGCCAUGCACUCAGCCACACACAAUCAUACACAGCCACACACACACAGUCACACUUUCUCACUCCAUCAUGUACUUGUGUGCACAAUUAACACUGCUGCACACACAGCCUCACACAACCACACACUCACAGCCACAAACCCCCACAGUCAUGCACAUGCCAACGCACCUUGUGGCACAGGCACACACAACCACACUUGUGUGCAAAGUGGCAGACACAACCACACAUGCAUAGAAGCAAGUCUCUGGACCCCUUCUGCAUCCCACAGAGGGGGCUCCCCUGCCGUGUUUGAUUGGUUCUUCGAAGCGGCCUGCCCUGCCUCCCUGCAGGAGGAUCCCCCCAUCCUGCGGCAGUUCCCUCCAGACUUCAGGGACCAGGAAGCUAUGCAGAUGGUGCCUAAAUUCUGCUUCCCUUUUGAUGUGGAAAGCCCUUCCCACUCCAGGGAGCCCCCCAGCCCCGCCGUGCAGCAUUUCACCUUCGCCCUCACAGACCUUGCCGGCAACCGCAGAUUUGGUUUCUGCCGCCUGCGGGCGGGUACCCAGAGCUGUCUCUGCAUCCUCAGCCACCUGCCUUGGUUCGAGGUGUUUUACAAGCUACUGAACACAGUGGGAGACCUCCUAGCCCAGGACCAAGUCACGGAGGCAGAGGAACUUCUUCAAAAUCUGUUUCAGCAGUCCCUGUCUGGGCCCCAGGCCUCAGUGGGGCUUGAGCUGGGCAGCGGAGUGACGGUCUCCAGCGGGCAGGGUAUCCCACCCCCUACCCGGGGGAAUAGCAAGCCGCUUUCCUGCUUCGUGGCCCCGGACUCCGGUCGCCUGCCAUCCAUCCCUGAGAACAGAAACCUAACGGAGCUGGUGGUGGCCGUGACUGACGAGAACAUCGUGGGGCUGUUCGCGGCCCUCCUGGCCGAGAGAAGAGUCCUGCUCACCGCCAGCAAACUCAGCACCCUGACCUCGUGCGUCCACGCGUCCUGCGCGCUCCUGUACCCCAUGCGCUGGGAGCACGUGCUGAUCCCUACGCUGCCCCCACACCUGCUGGACUACUGCUGCGCGCCCAUGCCCUACCUCAUUGGAGUGCACGCCAGUCUCGCCGAGAGAGUACGAGAAAAAGCCCUGGAGGACGUCGUGGUGCUGAAUGUGGACGCCAAUACCCUGGAGACGACCUUUAACGACGUGCAGGCGCUGCCUCCAGACGUGGUGUCCCUGCUGAGGCUCCGGCUCAGGAAGGUCGCCCUGGCCCCCGGGGAAGGGGUGUCCCGUCUCUUCCUCAAAGCCCAGGCCCUGCUCUUCGGGGGGUACCGCGACGCACUAGUCUGCAGCCCGGGCCAGCCAGUGACCUUCAGUGAGGAAGCCUUCUUAGCCCAGAAGCCUGGGGCACCCCUGCAGGCCUUCCACCGGCGGGCUGUGCACCUGCAGCUGUUCAAACAGUUCAUCGAAGCCCGGCUGGAGAAGCUCAACAAGGGGGAGGGCUUCUCAGAUCAAUUCGAGCAGGAGAUCACUGGCUGCGGGGCCUCCUCAGGGGCCCUUCGAUCCUAUCAGCUCUGGGCCGACAAUCUAAAGAAAGGUGGUGGUGCCCUCCUGCACUCAGUCAAGGCCAAGACCCAACCAGCUGUCAAGAACAUGUAUCGCUCGGCCAAGAGUGGCUUGAAGGGGGUGCAGAGCCUUCUAAUGUAUAAGGAUGGGGACUCUGUCCUGCAGAGGGGAGGCUCUCUGAGGGCCCCAGCCCUCACCAGCCGCUCAGACCGCCUGCAGCAACGCCUCCCAAUCACUCAGCACUUUGGAAAGAACCGGCCCCUUCGCCCCACCAGGAGACGCUGGCUGGAAGAGGGACCUUCUGAGCCUCCAGGGGCGGGGACACCCCCGCUGAGCCCUGAGGAUGAGGGGUGCCCGUGGGCAGAAGAAGCUCUGGACAGCAGCUUCUUGGGGUCUGGAGAAGAACUGGAUUUGUUGAGUGAGAUUCUGGACAGUCUUAGCGUGGGAGCCAAGAGCGCAGGCAGCCUGAGACCGAGCCAGAGUUUAGACUGCUGUCACAGAGGAGACCUGGACAGCUGCUUCAGCCUGCCCAACAUACCAAGAUGGCAACCAGACGAUAAGAAACUACCAGAGCCGGAGCCCCAGCCCCUGUCCCUGCCAUCCCUGCAAAACGCCUCAUCUUUGGAUGCCACCAGCUCUUCAAAGGACCCCAGGUCCCAACUGAUACCCUCAGAGUCCAACCAAGAAGUCACCUCUCCAUCCCAGUCCUCAACAGCUUCUGCAGACCGAAGCAGCCGGGGGGACCCCGAACCCUCUCCUCUCACAGAGCCCCUAAUUCUUCAUCUCGCCCCUUCCCACAAGGCAGCUGAAGAUUCUACAGCCCAGGAAAACCCCACUUCCUGGCUCUCCACCUCACCCACCAAGCCCAGCCCUCCAGAAAGCCCCCAAAUUCUGGCCCCCACAAAGCCCAACUUUGAUAUAGCCUGGACGUCCCAGCCCCUUGAUCCUUCCUCAGACCCCAGUUCUCUGGAGGACCCCAGAGCCCAGCCUCCCAAAGCCCUGCUGGCAGAGCACGCUUACCUCCAGCCACUCGAGGAACCAGGAGCCCCGAAUUCCCCUGCUACACCCACCAGCAACUGGCAAAAGCCCCAGCCCAGCAGCCGGCCCAGAGUCGCUGAUCUUAAGAAGUGCUUUGAGGGUUAAGAAUCAGGGGUCCAGGAGAGACCCCAGUCCCUCAAUAAAGCCACAAGAGCCCAGAAAAGCUGGGUUUUUUCCUGGUGAAUUUCUCUGGUGCCCUCACUGUGCUGGGAAAUCCAUCCCACCCACCUCUGUCCAUCUAAGGGCAGCCUCUCCAACUGGCUCCUCGCAGGGACUUCCAGGAAGCCUCCUGGUCCUCUAGAAUCCUGGCAACCUUACAAUUCCUCUCAGCAUUUGUCACUUCCAUCUCAGCUAAUGCUCCCACCAGCUCAAACACACCAAUAAAGCUUUUGUUACAUCUCA